AUGCUUCAUUUCCAGACACCUAAAAAAUGUUCACUACCAUCUCCUGGAAAUCCACACUUAUUCGCAUCCAAUCCAGAAAUACCAAAAGCAAAAUUUAGCUUACCUCCGUUGUCUUCAAUUCUAUCUUCAGCUCACUCGGACCACUAUAGGGAUCACCCUUUAACAACUCAAACACAAUCUUGCUAUACCAAGUUAUCUCCAAUCAGUUCCUCCGUGAGUACACCGAUAUCUGCUCCUUCACUAAUUACUUCUUCAACGACUAAGCCAUUUCACACCAUAAAGACACUGCACGUAUAUCCAACAUUACCCUUGUAUCAAAAACAAAAACAAAAACAACAACAACAACAACAACCUCCUCCUCCUCCUCCUCCUCCAUACCACAGCACAACCUUGCUGUCCAUGUUUACUCCGCCACCAACAACGGAAAAGGCAGAAUUUGGUGGUUAUGAGAAAUCAUUUUCGAGUAUUGAGGAUACCUCUUCUAUCAUGGACACAAGUCUACUUGAGCUUCGCAAAAACAACUCCUCCUCCUCAUCAUCAUCAUUUUCUUCUUCUUCUUCUUCGACAUCUUCGACAUCUUCUUGUUUUCCCUCCUCGUCGACAACCUCCAUUUCUUCGCUAUCGGAAAAAUUGGUAUCAUCUAAGUCGUCCAUCGUCAACAACGAUAAGGCGUAUGCAUUUAUAUCUCAUUCUCCUGCUACGUUUCCAUCACAAGAGCCUGCCAUUGAUAAUGCCCCAUUGGCUAGAAGGAAAAGAAGAAGAACUUCUCCAUACGAGUUGAGUAUCCUUAAUCAAGAAUUUGAACUAGGAUCAACACCAAAUAAACUACAAAGAAUCAAGAUAGCUAAGAAAGUCAGUAUGACUGAAAAGGCAGUACAGAUUUGGUUUCAGAAUAAGAGACAAUCUUUGAGAAAACAGAAUAAUUAUGAAAAGGAAGUCUGUGAAUUGCCUCCUACAGAUGUUUCUGUGCAGCUGCAACUGCAACUGCAACAAGAACUGCUGCUGCUGCUGCUGCUGCUGCUGCUGCAACGGACAAGUAUAGGCUCUUUUGUGUCAUCAACACCAAUUAAACCUACACUCAACAAAUCUAUCUCAUUCAAUGACACGCCACAUCAGCCACAACUGCUAAUACAGCAACAACGUCUUGCGCCAUUAUCACGAUCUUUUUCCCAUUCAACAUUACAAUUUAAGCAUAUCUCAACUCCAGUUCAGCAAGACACAUACCCCUCACUAGUAAUAUCAAACGAAUUUAUGUUGGAAACUAAACCAAUCACGUCUAAUCAGUCAAUGCACACAUUAAUAGAAACUAAUAAAAAACAGCCACAUGCUCUAAAUGGUUCAUCUACGAGCACAAUGACUUUUAAAUUGAUGCCUAACAAAAUCACACAGAAAUUGAGAGUAGAAUCCGAGAGAAGAGUAUUGGGAGAUAUUACAAAUAAGUACUAA
This is a messenger RNA of Lodderomyces oxycetoniae, 1446 nucleotides long. RefSeq names its product Yox1p (gene YOX1). Gene Ontology annotation, molecular function: DNA-binding transcription factor activity, RNA polymerase II-specific; RNA polymerase II cis-regulatory region sequence-specific DNA binding. The coding region runs from base 1 to 1446 and encodes 481 amino acids. The transcript has a single exon. Gene Ontology annotation, biological process: regulation of transcription by RNA polymerase II; cell differentiation. The record is from RefSeq and is a predicted model, not a curated record. Lineage: Eukaryota; Fungi; Ascomycota; Pichiomycetes; Serinales; Debaryomycetaceae.